AUGAUUCUAGGAAUCUAUGUCUAGAAGUAUAGUGGAUUUGACUCUAAAAGAGUCAUAUAAAUCCUUAGCAAGACCAAUUAGACAGACAAUAUCCAAAAGCAAUUUGCACUCAGAGUCUAUUGCAUUAAAGGACACUAAUGUGAGGAAUUGGCUAAGAUGAUAAGCACAGGAAAAUUUGAUGCAGAUGGCAGUGGUGCUCUUGACAUCGAUGAACUAAGUGAGUUAUUCCUUGAAAAUGAUAUUGGAAUUGAUAAAGAGACCCUUAAAGCAAUGUUUAAUAAUCAGAACUUUACUUUGCGAAACUUCAAGAAUAUCAACAACUCUCAGAAUUCACUUAAAUGUAAUAUAGAAAGAGCAAAAGUAUUGAACAAGAAGAUCAUGAAUAAAGAGAGUUCAACAUUUGAUUUGGAGAAGAUUAUCAAUAGAAAUGUAGAAAAUUUUGCUUCUAUGAUUUUAGCUAAUAAUGUUCAAGAAUAAGAUCUAACAAAUUCAGAUAACGCCUUAUACUUCAAACUGAAGCAGUAGUCUCUCAAAAACCAUUAUUUGACUUAGGAUGCUAGGUCACCAAAGCAAAAGUAACUUGAUCUGUAUAAUGAAAAGGUCAGGAAAACAUCUAAUAUACAUAAUUAGAGUACAAUAGACAACUCUCUUAACUAGUCAAUUUAUGAGAAAAAUAUCAUGAUGCAGAGUAUCUAUGAUAUUGGAGCUCAGCUUGAUAAACAUAAAAUUUCAGAUAUCCAAGUAGAUCUAAUGGGACUAACCAAGAAGAGAUUUAUAGUUGGUAAAGAUGUGGAUCAGUAUGUAAGGAAAAUAUCUGAUGAUGCUAAGUUAAAGGCAUAGUAAGCAGUGUUGGAUUACAGGUUGACUCAAGAACAAAGUAGGUCUGUAUUAAAUGAUAUCAAUAAAAAGUCAUAGUCCUAGAAAAGAAUGUUCAGCAAAGCCUCUCACUACAACAGUGGAAUGAAUUUUUCAUUUAAUGAUAACAAGUCUAGAUACAGUAUCAAAGUUCUAAGAAGACCUUUACCCAAUCAAGAUUUGUAAAUACAUAAGUCCUAAGUUAUAAUUGAAUAGUGA
Stylonychia lemnae is the source of this 1074-nucleotide messenger RNA. The record is from the annotation of a GenBank genome assembly. Lineage: Eukaryota; Ciliophora; Spirotrichea; Sporadotrichida; Oxytrichidae.